AUGAAUACCCGGCCAGCUAUUGACGACACCGCUGGCCCGGUCUCGCUGUCAGCUGCCUUUAACCACGACAGCAGCUGCUUCUCUGUUGGUCUUGAUACGGGAUUUUGUGUCUUCAACGCCAAUCCCUGUGAACUCAGGGUAUCACGAGAUUUUAAUGCUGGCAUUGGAAUCGCGGAAAUGCUUGGCCGAUCAAAUUACGUAGCCCUUGUUGGCGGAGGCAGACAGCCUAAAUUUCCUCAAAACAAGGUCAUAAUAUGGGAUGAUGCCAAGCAAAAAGUGGUCAUCACUCUCGAAUUCCGCACUCAAGUUCAUCGAGUCCGCCUCUCUCGCACACGUAUUGUGGUCGCCUUGCAGAACAGCAUUCACGUCUACGCUUUUUCAUCUCCUCCAGAGAAAUUAUCCGUCUUUGAGACCGCAGACAAUCUUCUCGGGCUUUGCUGUCUAGGAUCCAAGAUUCUAGCGUUCCCAGGCCGCUCUCCGGGUCAAGUACAACUUGUGGAAAUUGCUAGUGGAAACGUUAGCAUCAUACCGGCGCAUGGGACACCGUUGCGAGCAUUAGAGUUGAGUCCAGAUGGGGAGAUAUUAGCGACAGCAAGUGAGACUGGUACUCUCAUCCGGGUCUUCUCAACCAGUAACUGCGCUCGCAUCGCUGAGCUGCGACGAGGCGUGGACCACGCAACAAUCUUCUCCCUUGCUAUAUCGCCGUCUAGCAACCUCCUGGCAGUGACAUCUGACAAGUCGACCUUACACAUAUUUGAUAUCCCACAUCCCCUCAAUCCCGCAAAUAAAUACAGCUCAACCAACACACCAUCCCCAGCUGGUUCCGACGACGAUGGACCAAGUCAGAAAUGGGGCAUACUCGGGAAGAUUCCACUCCUGCCGCGUGUCUUCUCGGACGUAUAUUCCUUUGCAACUUCGCAUUUUGAGAUUGGAGAUGACCCGCAAGUUGCACCUGGGAGCUCGCUUCAAGGACUCAACGCGCCGAUCCCAGGCAUUCCUGGAGGUCGUCCGCCAAAGGGUCUUAUAGGAUGGGCAUCAGACGAUACCAUCCUAGUUAUUGGUGCCGGUCGCGAAGCUCGCUGGGAGAAAUUCGUCGUAGUCCCGACAGAGGAUGGCCGGCGAGCCUGCCUGCGCGACGGAUGGCGGCGAUAUAUGGGAGGAUGA
Messenger RNA from Xylona heveae TC161, 1164 nucleotides. RefSeq names its product YVTN repeat-like/Quino protein amine dehydrogenase. Gene Ontology annotation, cellular component: phagophore assembly site membrane; cytosol; extrinsic component of membrane. The transcript is spliced from 5 exons. Gene Ontology annotation, molecular function: phosphatidylinositol-3-phosphate binding; protein binding; phosphatidylinositol-3,5-bisphosphate binding. The coding region runs from base 1 to 1164 and encodes 387 amino acids. The record is from RefSeq and is a predicted model, not a curated record. Lineage: Eukaryota; Fungi; Ascomycota; Xylonomycetes; Xylonales; Xylonaceae. Gene Ontology annotation, biological process: autophagy of mitochondrion; protein localization to phagophore assembly site; protein lipidation.